AUGCAACCGAUUGGUGAAAACCAAGGAGAGUACGGAUAUUCCCCUCAAAAACAUAUACAUAUGUUCCAAACACCUCCAUCUAUACCAACUCGCUCGAAUGUAGACAGUCAUGCGCUUGUUCAUUUUCCACCUCCAAAUAAGAUACCAAUGGACCAAACUCAUCUUCGUACCAAUACGUAUUUCCACCCUACACCGGUCCCAUUCUCAGGUCACUCGAACGUUCCAAAUCAAACACCCUUUGGAUUUUCUUCUCAAUCGACUAAGCAACACCACCGAGAACCAAUUCGAAUGUCACCUGACACAAAUUUACUUAAUUCCAAUGCACGACAUCAGGCCGGUCAAACCAAUGCAAAAACAACUAGAAGUUCAGUUCAAUCUUCACCUCAGCCAAAUUUCGAUGAUAUCAUAUCAUCAUAUCAUCAUAGAUCGACUCCACAGGCCGAAUUAAUUACCUCUCAACAACCAGAUAGGUUCAAUGAACCACUGGUUCCAUACUCUUCUGAUUUUAAUUCCCACACACUGAAAACGCCUCGAACCAUUUUGCUAAACAUGAUAUCGGGUAAUGUUUCAGGUGACCCCAAAUGGAACUCAUCGCCUUCAGCUCAUGUUGAUCAACCAACAUCUCCUUGCAACUUUCAAAUGAAUCGACAAACUUCAUUCACAGUUUCUUCUCACUCAAAGAGAGAACAAACAGUAUUUUUUUCAUCAAAUCAAGUGACUAAUUCAACCAACGCGCAAUCUACACACAAACACAUCAAUCAACCGCAUGUAAAUCAAAACAUCCCGCUCCAGAUUAGGUCAAAUUUCGCUCCGAACGUCCCAAACAAUCAACAAUUUGACGAGACGCUAUCUAUGAACAGAAGAGUACGACUACCUAGUGUUCAUAGUCUUGUUCAAACUGCCCCAACCUCUAGUGGAAGCGAGAAUCGAUUCAUGGUCAAUAUUCAAUCAGGCAGGUCGACUCGUAAUGAUUACAUAGUGAGUUGGUCAUAA
This is a messenger RNA of Melampsora larici-populina 98AG31, 993 nucleotides long. RefSeq lists its product as uncharacterized. Bases 1 to 993 code for a protein of 330 amino acids. The record is from RefSeq and is a predicted model, not a curated record. NCBI's taxonomy places the organism in Eukaryota, Fungi, Basidiomycota, Pucciniomycetes, Pucciniales, Melampsoraceae. The transcript has a single exon.